This is a messenger RNA of Penicillium malachiteum, 2610 nucleotides long. RefSeq names its product MCM DNA helicase complex subunit MCM2. The record is from RefSeq and is a predicted model, not a curated record. Gene Ontology annotation, molecular function: single-stranded DNA binding; 3'-5' DNA helicase activity; single-stranded DNA helicase activity. The coding region runs from base 1 to 2610 and encodes 869 amino acids. NCBI's taxonomy places the organism in Eukaryota, Fungi, Ascomycota, Eurotiomycetes, Eurotiales, Aspergillaceae. Gene Ontology annotation, cellular component: MCM complex; nucleus. Gene Ontology annotation, biological process: DNA replication; double-strand break repair via break-induced replication; mitotic DNA replication initiation. The transcript is spliced from 5 exons.
AUGAAUCCUCUUCGACCCAGUGAACAAGCCGCAAACCGCGCUACUGCCCUCGGAUCAUCUCCUCCCCCAAUGCCAUUCGACGAGGAUGAUGAGGAUGACGAGGAAGCUGAACUUGUACCUGAUAUUGACGAUGUUGAUGAAUUGGCUGAAGAUGAGGAUGGAAUUGAUCUGUUUGGCGACAACUUCGAGCGCGAUUACCACGAUGGGCAAGAUCAAUACGAGAACGAGGCAUACAUUGACGACGAUGGCGACCACGAUGAGAUCGAUGCUGCAGCUCGCCGACAAUUGGAUGCCCGCUUGAAUCAAAGAGAUCGUGAACUGGCCCGCCGCCGCCGUAUGCCGGCCGCUUUCUUACAGGAUGAUGACGAUCUUGAGAUGGAUCUGGCGCGCCAGCCCCGACGUCGACGCCACCACUAUGACGAAGACCGUGAAGAUAUCGACAUGGCUGACGAGGGUAUGGAAGAACUUUCACUGGAGGAACUGGCUGAUGUCAAGGCCGCCAAUAUUACUGAAUGGGUUACCCAGCCCCAGGUUCUUCGGUCCAUUUACCGCGAGUUCAAGGCCUUUUUGACAGAAUUUAUCGAUCCCAGUGGUCAGUCGGUGUAUGGUAACCGAAUCAAGACUCUUGGUGAGGUCAACUCAGCUUCGUUGGAGGUUUCCUACGCCCAUCUCAGUGAGACCAAAGCCGCGCUGUCAUAUUUCCUUGCCAAUGAGCCCACUGAGAUCCUGAAGGUCUUUGACCAGGUGGCUCUUGAUGUGACCCUCUUCCACUACCCACAAUACCACGAUAUUCACAAUGAGAUUCAUGUGCGCAUCACCGAUGUGCCCAUCAUCUACACACUUCGUCAGCUCCGUCAGUCUCAUCUGAACUGCCUGGUCCGCGUCAGUGGUGUGGUCACCCGUCGUACUGGUGUUUUCCCCCAGUUGAAGUAUGUCAUGUUCCUUUGCCAGAAGUGUGGUAUUACCCUGGGUCCUUUCCAGCAGGAGGCCAGCUCCGAAGUCAAGAUUUCUUUCUGUCAGAACUGCCAGUCUCGUGGUCCAUUUACCGUUAACUCCGAGAAGACCGUCUACCGCAACUACCAAAAAUUGACUUUACAAGAGUCUCCUGGUACCGUGCCUGCGGGUCGUCUGCCCCGUCAGCGCGAGGUCGUCUUGUUGGCCGAUCUGAUCGAUACAGCCAAGCCUGGUGAUGAGAUUGAAAUCACUGGUAUCUACCGAAACAGCUACGAUGCUCAGUUGAACAACAAGAACGGUUUCCCCGUUUUCGCUACCAUUAUCGAAGCCAAUCAUGUAGUGAAGGCUCACGACCAGCUGGCUGGUUUCCACCUGACCGAGGAGGAUGAGCGUGAGAUCCGCGCUCUCUCUCGCGAACCUGACAUCGUUGACCGUAUUGUUCGCUCUAUCGCUCCCAGUAUCUAUGGACACCAAGAUGUCAAGACUGCUGUCGCCCUUUCACUCUUUGGUGGUGUCAGCAAGCAGGCUCAAGGAAAGAUGUCGAUCCGUGGUGAUAUCAACGUCCUACUGCUUGGUGACCCUGGUACUGCCAAGUCUCAGAUUCUGAAGUACGUGGAGAAGACUGCACACCGAGCCGUGUUCGCUACUGGUCAAGGUGCUAGUGCAGUUGGUUUGACUGCCAGCGUUCGCCGUGACCCGCUCACUAGCGAGUGGACUUUGGAAGGGGGUGCUCUGGUGUUGGCUGAUCGUGGUACUUGUUUGAUUGAUGAGUUCGACAAAAUGAACGACCAAGACCGAACAUCCAUCCACGAAGCCAUGGAACAGCAAACCAUUUCCAUUUCCAAGGCCGGUAUCGUGACUACAUUGCAAGCCCGUUGUGCCGUUGUCGCUGCUGCCAACCCUACAGGUGGCCGGUACAAUGCCACCAAGCCUUUCUCACAGAAUGUUGAAUUAACCGAGCCCAUUUUGUCUCGUUUCGAUAUUCUUUGUGUUGUUCGUGACUUGGUUGAGCCUGCUGAAGACGAGCGCUUGGCCAACUUUGUGAUUGAGUCUCACCACCGUGCUAACCCCGCCCGGCCUUUGCGUAACGAAGACAAUGACUUGGUCGACACUGAUGGCCACCUUAUUGACGAGGAGGGUUACCGCAUUGACCACGAGGGUCAACGACUGCCUCCCACACAAGAGGAGCUUGACCAGCGUGCUGCUGAGCUCAAGAAGUCCGAGGAUGAGAAGGAGGGCGAGAUCCCACAAGAGCUUAUGCGAAAGUACAUCCUCUACGCUCGUGAGCGAUGCCACCCGAAGCUGUACCAGAUUGACCAGGACAAGGUUGCCCGUCUGUUCGCAGACAUGCGUCGUGAGUCCUUGGCCACUGGUGCUUAUCCUAUUACUGUCCGUCAUCUUGAAGCGAUCAUGCGUAUUGCCGAGUCAUUCUGUAAGAUGCGUCUAUCAGAGUACUGUUCCUCCCAGGACAUCGACCGUGCUAUUGCAGUCACCGUUGAGUCGUUUAUUGGCAGUCAGAAGGUCAGCUGCAAGAAAGCACUGUCGCGUGCAUUUGCCAAGUACACACUUGCUCGCCCCAAGCCCCAAUCCAAGCGCCGUGCCGGUAUUGCCGUGCCAAACCCACAUCUGCCCCGUGCUGCGUCCGCGGCGCGGUAA